This is a messenger RNA of Quercus robur (English oak), 759 nucleotides long. RefSeq lists its product as uncharacterized. Lineage: Eukaryota; Viridiplantae; Streptophyta; Magnoliopsida; Fagales; Fagaceae. The coding region runs from base 1 to 759 and encodes 252 amino acids. The transcript has 2 exons. The record is from RefSeq and is a predicted model, not a curated record.
AUGUCGCUGAAGAGGGACAUGGUUAUGGUCACCCAACAAAUCUUUGUUGCUAAGGAAUGGGCCAAGAAGGCUCACGAGGACUUGCACAAUGAGGCUCAGUCCCGCCUUGCUGCCGAGAAGGCUACCGAUACCCUCAGACAGGAAAAGGAUCGCCUAAGCAGUGAAGUGAAAGAGGCACAGAAGGGUCGCGCGAGCGCGGAGGCCGGCCUUAAAAACGCCACAAAGCAGGCUGAGGAUUUGCGCCAACAGCUCCGCCAGUCCGAGGAAAAACUCGCGACAAAGAAGCAGGCGAUCUCAGAUCUCAGGGCCGAGCUUGCAAAGGUCAAGGAGGAGGCCCGCGUGGCCAGGGAGGCGGCCGAGAAAGCAGUGGAGACCUCAUAUGACCGCAGAGUCAGGGACAUAGAGGUUAGGCUGACCGAGGAGGUGGCCGCCGUAUGUAGGGAUUACAUCACCAUGUCUUGGGGUGUAGCCUUGGAUCGAGCGGCAGUUCCAGCGGACUCUGAUCUUCUGAAAGCUGAGAAUAUCUUUUUUCCGAAAGAUAUUCGGGAGAUUCCGAAUUCGGCUGCUCCUGAGGACCCUCUUCCUACGAAGGACACAACCUCGGACUCCCAGAUGCCCGAAGCUGAGGGGACACAGCUGGCCGCGAAGGAUAAAUCUCCUGAGGAUAGUCUCUCAAUCAGGGAUGUUGUCGCGCAAGCCAAGGAGGCUGUUACGAGACCUCAGGCAGGAGAUGUUCAACCUGAGCCUACUCAGGGUUAG